Messenger RNA from Vespa velutina, 8992 nucleotides. Its product is annotated as junctophilin-1-like. Lineage: Eukaryota; Metazoa; Arthropoda; Insecta; Hymenoptera; Vespidae. The coding region runs from base 4754 to 7624 and encodes 956 amino acids. The record is from RefSeq and is a predicted model, not a curated record. The transcript is spliced from 12 exons. Gene Ontology annotation, cellular component: junctional membrane complex; plasma membrane; endoplasmic reticulum membrane.
CUUAAAACACAUCUUUUCAAUUUCAACGAGAGGAACGAUCCUCGUGGGGUACUCGUGAUGGGUUAUAGAACGUGCUCCAGUCUCGAAACUGUGAGGAUAUUUAUGCGUGAGCGUAUAUACGCGUUUUCAUUCCCAGAGGCAAAGCAAAAGUCUGCUUCGCGGAAAGUAGUAUCGUCCACGAAUUGGAUUAUCUCUUGAUUUUGUCUUUGAAUUGCAAUCAUGUGGUCUCGUUCCAAAGAACUACUCGUUCUAAGCUCGAUAUAAGCUAAUUCGGCUAAUGGGUAAUAUAAAAGUAAAAUACAAAAAUACAAAUCAGUACGCGUAGAAAGAAUAAAGUGUAUUCUUAUUAACAUUAUAGAAAAAGAAAGGAACAGUAUCAAUUUCAUUGAUAAUACCGAUCACAAAAGUUAUUAAUUAUUUUGUCAAUAUUCCUCUUGUUUCUUCUUGUCAUCAAAUUACAUUCACCGGGAAAAAUGAGAAAGAGAUAGCGGAAGAAACGGAAAUCGUGAUUAGUACGAUCGCAUUAGUUUUCUCGCUUUUUCAGAAUCGCUUGGAGAGAAAAAGAAAAGCAAGAAAAGAAAGCAGCAUAUUUUUCUUAGAACCGGCGAAUAACAGACUAAACAAUGAUUUCGGAUAUUUCGCUAUGCGUAAAAUCAUGUCCUAAGCACGCGGGCGAAGGUCGACAUAAAGAAAGGUGCUGUUUAUUUUUCGUGAUCUAAUAUUCGCCUUCGUGGGACGAUAUGCAAGGAGCGUGGGCCGAUAUCGGUAGUCAGCUGUGUCAGUGGCGCACGCUCUCGCGCACGUUGCUCCGGAUCGUUCGAAUAUUCAUUUCGUGGGGGUCGGGGGAGAAAGGGUAACACUUGUCUCCCCUCCCCCUCCCCCGACCACCCCGGAGAUUUUAUCAAAGACGAUGCUUCUUUUUGCGCCUACGAAACGAUCAUGCAUCGUAAAAAGAGACGUGCAAAAUCGUCGUAACUAUCUCGGUUGGCACAGACCUCGUCACCUUUUCGGGACCGAAGAACCGCGUAAAGUUUAUUUUAAUAAUACGUGCGUAGAGCGAGCGCGUCGUCGGCUUCUCCGACGGCCUUUUCUAUUUCGGCUUUUCUUCCUUUUCGCUCGAAUGUUUCAAAAAAGAGACAACAGAUGCCUAUCUCCUUCUGCCUCUUCACUGAUGCGCGAAAUUUUGAAAAAAAAAAUUCGACAAAUCGGACGAAUAUACGAAAAAUCGUGAUAACACGGCUCGAACGUGCUUCGAAAUAAUUUUCGGUGAUUACGUUACGUUAAUGGCGUAUUCUACGGAAGGAUAUCAUCGGAUGUUUUGUAAAUCUAUUUUAACAAAUUAAGAUAACACGGUGUUUCGUUUUCUCGGCUAAGUAAAGUAACCUUCCGUCAAUCAUUUCGAGUUUAUUUUAAUAAAGCGAACGUAUACGUGUACAUAUUAACGUCGGUAGUCGCUUCGAUGGCCUUUUCUACUCUCGUCUUUACUCCCUAUCCACCUGUAUCUCCUGUACGACGGAGAAACAAAGAGAGAGAGAGAGAGAGAGAGAGAGAGAGCGAUGGAGUGAGAUGAGAUCGGGAGGGAGGGAUGCUUCGCUUCGACGUUAUUUUUUCGUAUAUUAAUAGUUGAGGAUCGAUUAAUUGAUUUCUCUUGUAAAAAAAAAGAAAAAAGAAAAAAAACAGAAGAAAGAGAAGUCCUGUGCGUGUAAUACUUAAAACUUAAAUACAACGAAUAUAACGUAGGAGCACAUUUGCGGUUUAUAAUUGUAUAAUGGAUGAGUCAUUAAUAUAUAACGAAAUAUUUAACGAAAUUCAUGGAAACGAGAAGAGAUCUAUCGAAUGAAAUCGAAAUAUUCUACCAAUCAGGUUGCACGGUUCCGCGUUAUCGAGAAAUAUUAUACAUAAUGAGAACCGUCCGAAGUAAUUCCAUUCAUGAGUACGUUUUAAUCGAUGAAAAAUGAAAAUAUGUUGUUUCUCGUAAUUCCGCCAAACUCAUUGUGUAUCUCGCUUCUUUUAACUCGAUAAUUAAUCGAAUUUAUUUAUGAAAACAACAACUCCGUCGAGUUUCAUUUAGUUCAAUCGUUUUAAUCGGUCUUUAUGGACAAGAAAAGAAGAAGUAUUAAAAAGUGGGCUGGGUGUUUAUGCGCGAAUAUAUGCUUGUGUGUUUGUGUGUUUGUGUUUGUGUUUGUGUGUGUGUGUGUGUGUGUGUGUGUGUGUGAGAAAGAAAGAGAGAGAAAAAGAUAAAGGAAAUAAUCGUAGAUGAACGAAGAGUAGUAUCGCGUAUUCUCAGGCAUUCUCGCCGAUUUUCCGAGCGCGUCUCGAGUACGAGAACUCCUACUAUUUAUAAAUUGGUUUGAACCCGGUCGCAUUGGCGAUCCUCGUCGUCGUGCGCGGCGCUCUGGUGCGGCCGAAGCAACGGGCUGCGCCUUCGGUCCGAGCUGCUGCCGCCUCGUGGAGCCUCGCGUGGGGAACAAUUCGCCACCCCAUGAUAAAAAUAGAAGCUCCUAGUCAGCUAGUCCAAGCUCCGAGCUAGGAGAGAGAGAGAGAGAGAGAGAGAGAGAGAGAGAGAGGGAAAUCUAGUGAAUGCGAGUAUGAGUGAGUGUGUUGUGCGAGAGAAAGAGAGAAAGAAAGACAGUAAGAUUGAAAAAGAGGAAUAAAAAGUAGGGGAUAGAGAUAGAACAUAGAAUGAAAAAUAAAAUUACGAGAAAAAUAAAAAACGCAGCUGAAAAAUAUAAAGAGAGAGAGAGAGAGAGAGAGAGAGAGAAAUUUUGAAUCGGUUUCAAUGGAUGAACGGGUCAGCGAACAAACGGAUAGACGGACGGACGAACGAAUGAUCGUUGGUAAGAUCCAACAUCGACGACGUUGACGAAGAGACGAAGACGACGCACCGGCGCACCGGCGGUAGCCGAUGCUGGUGGUGCUGCUGGCACGUCUCGAUACCGUCUCUCUCUCUCUCUUUCUCUCUCUCUCUCUCUCUCUCUCUCUCUCUCUCUCUCUCUCUCUCUCCCUUUCCCUCGGCCAAGAGCUUUCAGUUCUUCGUCAUCCGUCGUCUUCGACGCGAAGAAAGUGCGUCCGUCUCUCUUUCGCGAAGCGCGCGCAAGAUAGUUAGCCUCGCUAAGAUCGGUGACGUUCAUCAUAAUGCCGGUAUUAACAGUUGACGCACCUGCCGCUUCCUAGUAUACAUUCCCAAAAGCAAAAUAGUUUUAAAAGAAUAAAGAGAAAAGAAAAGAAAAUUUAUAAUCUAUCGUUAUAUCGAGCUUCGUCGAAUAUAACAAGUUCGAAAGAUAAUCGAGAAACAUAGAGAGCGCGAGCGAGAAAGAGAGAGAAAGAAAGAGGCACAUUCCGAGCGGAUCACGGAUGCUUAUAGAAGCGUUGCGUAACGGCGUCAGACGAACAGCGAAAUUGCGGCGGCGGCUGCGGCAGCAGCAGCAGCGGCUACCGAGGCGCGUCGAGCUUCGAUAAGAUCGAAGGAAAUUUUAGAUCCUCUUACGGUAUCGAUUCGCGGAUUCGAAAAACGAAGAAAGUUAGGGAAAGGAAAAGGAGAAGGUGGAGAAAAGAUUUAGUGUGCGUUAAAAGUGGAUCAUUGAGGUGUCACAGAGACCAGAAUCGGAUACAAGGUGUCCUCGUGAUCUCGAUCAGGGAUCAAGAGAGGAGAAGAGCCUGGUCGCGUGUUAGAGUGCGCGAGUGAGUGACUGAGUGAGUGAGUGAGUGAGUGAGUGAGCGACGAUUUAUCGUCGAAGAACUCGUUAAAAAAAUAUUAAAAGUUGUUAGGGUACGUUGGUUGGAUCGCUCGAGGGGCUUCGUAACAAGACAGGUAGAGAGAUUGGGGAUGGUAGAAACGAGGAUAAGAAGAAGCUGUUUCGCAGAGAAAGAGAGAAAGAGAUUCUUUCGGUCGUAUCGAUUCUGGUGUCUCGAAACGUUUCAAGGCCAAUCUCCGUCUCUCGAUCUACACUUAUUCACAGACACGCGCGAGCGAGCGCGCGCGUACACACACACACACACACACACACACACACACACACCCCACAUAUACACGCACGCGCGCGCGCGCGCGCGCGCGAACACAUACACACAUGCAUACACCUAAACACCCAAGCACGCAUACACACGUAUAGUUGUCAUUUACGAAUUCUAUCCGGAUCGAUUGCUCUUAUUUCGUAUUGGAAAUCGCAUUCGAUAAUCUCUCAUGAUCAGGAUGAUUUCGUUCGAGCUCUUCUCCCGCGUGAUUAAUAGCCUCCAUCUGAUCGCGAGGGCCCAUACUGUAAAAUCGGCGAAUCCAACGCUUUAUUGUUAUAUAAUUUUCUCACUUUUUCGAAUAGAAUAAAAUUGGUCGAGAUUCGAGGAAACGAUCCAACAACAAAACAGAACAACGAUCGAGCGUGUAGGGAUCAACGGGUGGUUGGUUCGGUGAUCCAACAGGGAUUUGGCGAAUUUCGGGAGGAGAAGGAAGAAGAUAAAGGAAAAGAAGAAAGAGGAGAAAGAAAGGAGGGGAUAGCGAUAGUAGUAUUAGUGCUAAUAGGUGUUGGUGGUGGUGGAGGUGGAGAAGGAUGGAGCAACGUCCAAGGAGACGGGGAGUAUACGGACGUUGCUGACGAGGAAGGAGCGAGAAGAGGAGGGGGAGGGGAGUGGAAAAAGAAGAAGAGGAAGAAGAAGAAGAAGAAGAAGAAGAAGGAGAGGAAGUGGACGAAGACGACGAAGAGAACGAAAGCGACGAAAUUGAAGAGACGAACGACGGUGCGUACGACAUCCACGAGACAUGCAGCAACAGCAACAGUCUGGACAACAGCAACAGCAAUCCGGAGCACCGAACGGGGUGGCGGGUGGUGCCCAAUUGCCUCAAACAGGUGGUAUUAGUCCUGCUCAGCCUGGUGCAACUGGCACGGCUACCUCGAGGCCACAGGUGAACGGUGGUAGAUUUGACUUCGACGAUGGUGGCACUUAUUGCGGCGGCUGGGAGGAUGGCAAGGCUCAUGGACACGGUGUUUGUACCGGACCCAAAGGACAGGGUGCUUACUCUGGUAGCUGGCAUUACGGCUUCGAGGUCUCUGGAGUUUACACUUGGCCAAGUGGCUCGGCUUACGAGGGACAAUGGCAGAACGGCAAAAGGCACGGCCUCGGUAUGGAAACUCGGGGACGUUGGAUAUAUCGUGGAGAAUGGACUCAGGGAUUCAAGGGACGUUACGGUGUCAGACAAUCUACUACAUCUACAGCGAGGUACGAAGGUACAUGGGCCAGUGGUCUUCAAGAUGGUUACGGUUCCGAGACUUACGCCGACAGCGGCACUUAUCAAGGACAAUGGCUUCGAGGGAUGAGACACGGAUAUGGAGUAAGAAGCAGUGCACCUUUUGGUUUGGCGAGUCACUAUAAACCACCGAAGCAAGUAAGAGCGUCCUUGACUUCCCUGAGAAGCGCGGAUGUGGGUCCAGCGGUUGCACCAACACCUGAUCCGACCGACAGGAGAGAUCGUCGAGUAGACGAUAGCAGAGGAGGCUUCGUAUUGAAGGCCAGGAGUGACGAUCCCCCAGCUCGAAGAAAGAGUUUAACGGAGAAGUCCUUGAAGAAGGGAAUUCUAUCGGGUUUGAAAAUUCGGAAACAGAAGAGCACGGGUGAUUUAGAGAAACGUGGAACAGGAGGAAGUAUUCGAAGUAAUGCUAGUUCAGCAUCAUGGAUGUCGACUGAGAGUUCACAGAGCCAAGCAUCAGCGUCCGUCCAUACUGACAGUAAUGCGUCUUUUGUCAUCGAGGACGAACAGAUGGACGCCUCUGUAACCGAGACGUAUCUUGGCGAAUGGAAGAACGACAAGAGAACUGGUUUCGGUAUAUCGGAAAGGAGCGAUGGUUUGCGAUACGCAGGCGAGUGGUUCAACAAUCGAAAGUACGGUUACGGUGUGACGACCUUCCGAGAUGGUACCAAGGAGGAAGGAAAGUACAAGAACAACGUGCUGAUUACCAGCCAAAAAAAGAAGCAUCUAUUUCUGAUCAGAUCGGCCAAAUUUCGUGAAAGGAUAGAAGCUGCCGUUAACGCGGCUCAAAGAGCGAGCAAGAUAGCGCUUCAAAAAGCUGAUAUCGCCAUCUCGAGGACAGCAACGGCCCGAGGAAAAGCCGAAUCCGCGGACAACGCUGCUGAUCACGCGAGAGAAGAUUCCGAGUUGGCCCAACAAACGGCCAGACAGUUCGCCCCGGAUUUCAGGCAGCCUGGUUUAGAGAGACUUAAAAAUCGAGAAAUUCCGAAAUACGUGCCACCGCCGCAGGACACUGUGCCUGGUAAAAGUAUACUCCAUAAAAGCACGACGUUGGACCAAACUGGAUCGACACCUUCGAAGACGGCAAUUUCGAGCGUCGAUUCGACAGCGACGAUUACUACAACGACGACGACGACGACGACGACAGCAACAACGACAAUGUCAUCGACGUCGAUGACAGCCAGCAACGUGAUGCAAUCGAUCAGAAGAGCCAGCAUGAAGCCGCAGAAUAUGAUGCAGAAUCAAUUACCUAAUCAGAUCUCGCCGAAUCAACUUUCGAAUCAGAUUCCGCAAAUGGUCAACACUCAAAGUUCUCUUCCAAUUCAAAAUCUCUAUCAGACGCAAUACGUUCCAACAAUGCCACCGAAUUCACCUCAGCAAAAUCAGCCAUACCCUAAUAGCAUACCAAAUCAGUAUCCUCAAAGUCCGUAUCAACCGAACCAGUAUCCCAAUCAACCUAACACCUACAACCAGACGCCGUACCAACCUGCUACCUCACCUCAGCUGGAUCCUGGAUAUACUGGAUAUCAGCAGCAACAGACACCAGCUAGAUCGCAAGGAUUCCAAAACAUGCAACCUUAUCUAAAUCAACAGAUCUUGUAUCCGCAACCCCCGGUUAUGUACGGUCCAAUGACAUUCGCCCAAAUGAAUCAAUACGAAGCGCAGCUUUAUGGUGCGAAUCAGGUGCCGAAUCAGUAUGGGCCGAAUCCAAUGAAUCAAUACAAUCCGCAGUCAAUGUUAAAUCAGCAGCAACAAGAACAACCGUCGCAGCAAGCGCAAUCCAUGCAGCAGUAUCCUGAUGGAAUCACAGACAUUCAAAGGCCACCAAGUUCGGCGAGUAUACGAAGGAACAGCAGGGUCUUAAGUCCGCAGGAUAGACCGGGCACUAUUGGUCAAACAUUAAACGACAGGCUGGAUCAUUACAAGAGGCCACCUAGUCGUGAUAGUUCCGUAGAUCGAUAUGCCAGAGCGCAUUCCCGAUUGACAGGAUCAAGACAGCCGUCUGUUGACAAAACCGUAACAAAUACAUCCACGGAUUUAAUCGACAGAUCGACGAGGGCUCCCAGUGUUAUUCGAUCCGGCACGCCAUUGAACGGCUCGGUGGUAGGAAGUGGUACGGCGACACCAACUUAUGCGGCAUCGACUUCCGGGCAAUUUGAAGGAGCACUUUUAAAGAACCGCAACCUUGGUCAAGACAUCCUCCCAAGUCCUGGGCAACCGAAACGAACCGAGAGUCUCUAUGUUACGCCCGCGCGUAAUUCAAACGUUUCCGGUGGCGGAGGUGGCGGAGGUGGCGGAGGUGUUGCAGGAGGCGGUGCAUCGAAAGACGCAAGCCGGACGGUCCCCGCCUUCGCCGAAGCGUCAAAGAGCCGCGCAACCCUAUGAGUAUAAGUAUUUAUAUUAAUCUGUAGGUAUACACAAUACUACAGAUAUGAUUUAUACGAAGGCACGAAGCUGCCGACGUUUGUCGUUGUUAUGCGUUCUUCGAACGAAUCUCGAGCGAUCAGUUCGAAAUUGAAUCGUAAUAUCGUGAUAACUAUCCAUCCAUUUCUUACACAUCUUUAUUUUGAAAGCUUCUCCGAUAUAAUUGUAAUAUAUAUAUAUAUAUAUAUAUAUAUAUAUAUAUAUAUAUAUAUAUACUAUCGUUCACAUUGAACACCAUAAGCAUAAAGUAUACAUAUAUUUAUUGAUAAAAAAAAUGUGAGCUUGAUUCGUUCAGUGUCUCGUUGUAAUCACGGUUUUGAUGAAAGGCACCUUCGUUCUGUAGUUUGUCAAGGACAAAAGAAAAAGAGGAAGAAAAAACAAUAAUCUUGAGUUCGAUAACUAUAUAUAUAUAUAUAUAUAUAUAUAAAGGAUCGGCCAGUAAAAGAUCGAUUGAUCGCCCAGAAGACGCUUCGAAUGAAGCUCUUUCUGAUAAUGCUUUAAAUUAGAUGUUUAUAAAAGAUUGCUUAUACGGCUGUUUCUAGACCGAGGCCUUAGCUAAGAGAACUAUCUCGCAAUAUUCUGAUUAACGAGAGGUCAUUAUGGUGGAAAAAGAGAACGCACGUACCUGUUUGUAGUUCGUUAUUAGUCAUUUAUCUUAUGAAAGAAUAGAAACAUGGAGAGAAGGCAAAAAAUCGCGUAUUUCACGGCAUGAAAGGACAAUUAAUUAAUUUCGCCCAACGAGAGUAUUUUUUCAGAAUGUGUGUACGCCUUUUAAUGCCUUCUUGUCCAAAAACAAACAUAUUUUUCUAUUAAGAAUAAUGAGAAUAUCCGAUUGAUCUAGACGAUCGACGGCUAUAUCACUUUCGUUGUAGGCUACGAUGAAAUCGCAAAAAGGAACAAAAACAAAAAGAGUACCUAUGUAUUUUACUCUCUACGAUGAGAAUACUAAAAAUUGAAGUGUUUAUAUAUAUACAUAUAUAUGUAUGUCCUAUUUAAUGUGUAUGUGUGUAUAUAUAAAUACUGAACACUUCCUUUUGAAGAGAAAACGUAAUGAAAUACCCUCCAAUUUAUUUUUCCGCUCGAAAAAGAAAGAACGGAGAGGUCUCAGUCGAGAACUAAAUAAUAUUUUAGAGACUGCUGCCGAGAAUAUAUAACAAUAACAGCAACAAUAAUAAUAACAAUAACAAUAAUAAUAAUAAUAAUAAUAAUAAUAAUAAUAAUAAUAUGGAAGAUGUUAAACGAAUAUAAACGAGUGUCUGUAUUUUAUGUCUAUAUGAAUGUAAUAACGUAUUAAAUAGUUUUACGAAAGAAGUUAAAUCGAAACAUUUA